AAACCAUAUAAUCAGAGCCAAGCGAUCACUGCUUCUCCGCUUCAGAGUUCAUUGUCAUCCGUGGUAAUGGAUUAUCUUCUCUGGAAGCUUUUGCCUCUAUUAGCACUACUCGUCUCCUUCGUAGCCUUCUUUUUCUUACAGGAUUCCUAUGUGGCCCACUUGCUUCAGUUGAAAAAGCCACGCGGUGAAGAGUGUAGCUUUCAUCCCUAUCGCCAUUACUGGAUAUCCAGCAAACGUAUUGUGACCCCACAAGGGGUUAUUUCUGGUUCAGUGGAGAUAAAUGAAGGGAAGAUUGCGUCCAUUGUUAAAGGAGAUAGUAAGCAAGGAAAUCAUAUGCAUCAACAAGUAAUUGACUAUCGAGAUGCUGUGGUUAUGCCUGGCCUAAUUGAUGUACAUGUUCAUCUUGAUGAGCCAGGAAGAACUGAAUGGGAAGGAUUUUUUACCGGGACAAGAGCUGCUGCUGCUGGUGGUGUAACAACAGUGGUUGACAUGCCUCUAAAUAAUCACCCAACAACAGUGUCUAAGGAUACGCUGAAACUUAAGCUUGAGGCUGCUAAGAAGAAACUCCAUGUUGAUGUUGGUUUCUGGGGAGGUCUAGUCCCUGAAAAUGCACUUAAUACGAGUAUUUUGGAAGGUCUCUUGAGUGCUGGAGUUCUUGGGGUCAAGUCUUUCAUGUGUCCUUCAGGGAUUGAUGACUUUCCUAUGACAACUAUUGAUCACAUCAAGGAGGGACUGCCUGUGUUGGCCAAGUAUAGAAGACCUCUACUUGUGCAUGCUGAGAUUCAACUAAAUUCAGGACAUAAUUUGGAACUCAAAGAUGAUGAUGAUCCUCGUCAUUACUCAACCUAUCUCAAGACUAGGCCACCUUCAUGGGAGCAGGCAGCUAUUAGAGAACUGGUGGGUGUUACAAAGUAUACUGGAAGUGGUGGUCCUUUAGAAGGAGCACAUGUUCAUAUUGUUCACUUGUCUGAUUCAAGUGCUUCCUUAGAUAUGAUUAAGGAAGCAAAACGUAGAGGUGACAGCAUUAGCGUUGAGACAUGCUCGCAUUACUUAGCUUUCUCAUCUGAAGAGAUAAAAGAUGGAGAUACUCGUUUUAAGUGUUCCCCACCUAUCCGUGGUGCAUCCAAUGGAGAAAAAUUAUGGGAGGCUUUGCUGUACCAGAACUCAAGCUUCUUGAUGAGGGUAACUUCUUGAAGGCUUGGGGUGGCAUAUCAUCUUUGCAGUUUGAUCUUCCGAUAGCAUGGUCAUAUGGACAAAAACACGGAGUAACUCUGGAACAACUAU
This is a messenger RNA of Neltuma alba, 1284 nucleotides long. RefSeq names its product allantoinase. The record is from RefSeq and is a predicted model, not a curated record. The transcript is spliced from 13 exons. Gene Ontology annotation, cellular component: cytoplasm. The coding region runs from base 67 to 1194 and encodes 375 amino acids. Gene Ontology annotation, molecular function: allantoinase activity. Gene Ontology annotation, biological process: purine nucleobase catabolic process. NCBI's taxonomy places the organism in Eukaryota, Viridiplantae, Streptophyta, Magnoliopsida, Fabales, Fabaceae.